AUGUCUGGACGCGGAAAAGGCGGAAAGGGUCUAGGCAAAGGCGGCGCAAAGCGCCACCGCAAGGUCCUGCGCGACAACAUCCAGGGCAUCACCAAGCCCGCCAUCCGGCGCCUGGCCCGCCGCGGCGGCGUCAAGCGCAUCUCCGGCCUCAUCUACGAGGAGACCCGCGGGGUCCUCAAGGUGUUCCUGGAGAACGUGAUCCGUGAUGCCGUCACCUACACGGAGCACGCCAAGCGCAAAACUGUCACCGCCAUGGACGUGGUCUACGCGCUCAAGCGCCAGGGACAAAAUGCCCCAACUGCUAUUCACCAUCGCUCAGGGCGUUCAAUUAUGGCCCGCACGAAGCAGACGGCUCGCAAGUCCACCGGCGGCAAGGCGCCGCGCAAGCAGCUCGCCACCAAGGCAGCCCGCAAGAGCGCGCCGGCCACCGGCGGCGUCAAGAAGCCCCACCGCUACCGGCCCGGCACCGUGGCCCUGCGCGAGAUCCGCCGCUACCAGAAGUCCACCGAGCUGCUGAUCCGCAAGCUGCCGUUCCAGCGCCUGGUGCGCGAGAUCGCGCAGGACUUCAAGACCGACCUGCGCUUCCAGAGCUCGGCCGUGAUGGCGCUGCAGGAGGCCUGCGAGGCCUACCUGGUGGGGCUGUUUGAGGACACCAACCUGUGUGCCAUCCACGCCAAGCGCGUCACCAUCAUGCCUAAGGACAUCCAGCUAGCCCGCCGCAUCCGUGGGGAGAGGGCGUAA
Cynocephalus volans (Philippine flying lemur) is the source of this 741-nucleotide messenger RNA. RefSeq names its product histone H3.1-like. The transcript has 4 exons. Gene Ontology annotation, cellular component: nucleosome. The record is from RefSeq and is a predicted model, not a curated record. The coding region runs from base 1 to 741 and encodes 246 amino acids. Lineage: Eukaryota; Metazoa; Chordata; Mammalia; Dermoptera; Cynocephalidae. Gene Ontology annotation, molecular function: DNA binding; structural constituent of chromatin; protein heterodimerization activity.